AUGAGUUUAAUUGAUCAAAUUCUUGGCGUGGGAAAUGAUCUAUCAGGUCCAUAAAUAUUUGUUAUUUGUUAGAAAUGGUAUGAAUAAUUUCAGGAUGAAUUGUGUAAUUGUAAUCCUAACUUCUCUAAAAUUGAUAACUAUUCUCUUUGCAUUUGCUAAGAGGAACAAGUGCAAUUAAAUAGCAUUUUGAAUAAUUUUAAGAGAGAGUUUGACUUUCAGCCAAUAAUUAUACAACAAAACUCAUAGGAGUAAAUUCUAAAAGUUGAUAAGCGCAAUUAAGCUCAUUACAUAAGUAAAGCACUUUGGGAGUUGUUAGAAGAGCAAGUGAAAGGAGGUCCAUGCAUUCCAUUAUAUACAAUGAGUAAAUAGGAAUCAAAUGUGGUAAAAACGUUGUACUUAAACCUGAAAUUUAUGACAAAUUAUGAAAUUGAGGAAAUGAUGCCUAAUUUAGUAGUUCCUGUCGAUAUGACUUAAAUGGAGUUUCUUAUUUAAAAUGAGGAUGAUUCUCUAAUAUACUUUACUAAAGUUGUGCCAUUAGCAUUUACAAUAGAAUAAUUGAUAACAAAAAUUCUGACUCCUCUUUUUGACAUUUCAAAUCUCUUGUGUUACAAUUACUAUUUAAAAAAAUUCUUGAGUUUCAAAAGUUCUACCUUGAUUUAUGAAUUAUAAAUCAAAUCGCUUUGGUUUCUCAAAAAUAGCAUGAAGAAUUUGCUGAAAAUCUAGAAUGGAGGAACAGAAUUCACAGAGAAUUUUGACGAAGUUUAAAUGAGAGAGGACUUCUAAAAUUUCAAAACAGAGUCUACAACCGAAUCCAGAAUACCAUCUCUAUUGGAUAUUUCCUAAUAACAAUAACCUAAUCCUUUUCAUGAAUUCGAAGAUGAAGGGAAUCAGAGUAAUCUAAGUAAUCAAAAUAUCAUUAUAAAAGUGCUUAGAGAAUUGGAUGAUUUCAAAAAUGAAAUUAGUACUAUUCUUAAACAAAAGAAAAACUAACCAUUAGUCCUCUUUAAAUAUGAAUAGGCAAUAGAAAACAUAAAUUAAAUUAUUCAAUCGAUAGAAUAAGAUAAUUGUUUUAAAAAAGAAUAAUAAGAAGAAGGAACUAAUGACGAACUCAUCGAAUAAGAUAUUUGA
Molecule: messenger RNA, 1128 nt
Organism: Paramecium tetraurelia
Lineage: Eukaryota; Ciliophora; Oligohymenophorea; Peniculida; Parameciidae
Exons: 4
Molecular function (GO): cysteine-type deubiquitinase activity
Source: RefSeq, a predicted model, not a curated record